Molecule: messenger RNA, 906 nt
Organism: Alternaria ethzedia
Lineage: Eukaryota; Fungi; Ascomycota; Dothideomycetes; Pleosporales; Pleosporaceae
Exons: 2
Coding region: 1-906 (301 amino acids)
Molecular function (GO): protein binding
Source: RefSeq, a predicted model, not a curated record
AUGGCACCUCCGGAAAAGCGCCCUAUGAUCCCGAAGAGUGCGCACACUUUAAGCAAGCUACCCGACUUGAGUAGCAACAUCAUCAAGGUCAGGCUCGGCAUCAAGAAUUUCAACUACGAUGAGCCAGGCGAGCUGGGGCCGACCGAGGCAAAGGUCGAUCCGCGACAGAAAAGAAUCGAGGACUACUUCAAUCCUACCCCCAAACUUGAUAAAUUGAACAGCAUGCCGGGCCAAAUCAACAUUCAAAGCGGCACAGGGAACCGGAACAAUGAGCGUGUGUCAUUUGUACAUACGAGUGUUUUAUGCCAAACGUCCGCUUUCUUCCAGACUGCUACGAAGCAGAUAUGGCGGGGCCAAACUCGAAAGCCUAUCGAUCUUACCACAGAAAACUAUGGUAUCUUCCAACAGUACCUACAGUGGCUAUACAGUGGCAGGAUCGCAAUACAUUGGUGCCCAGAGCCUGACAAAAAUAUUCCAAACAGUUCGUACAAGGCGACCCACGACUUGUUGGAACAGUAUCUCUUUGGAGGCAGGAUGCUGGAUCCAACCUUCCAGAACGCUGUCAUCAGAGCUUUUAUGGACUGCAUAAGUAACGCGCAUACUUUUCCGACUUGGAACAAGAUUAGGGAUGUGUACAAAGGCACUAUGGAGAACUCUCCGAUCCGGAAGCUCCUCUUGGAUAUUUUGGCAUCCCUAGCAGACAAGACUUGGAGCUUUGAUAAUAUCGUAGAGGAGGCUGGUGAAGAGUUUACCAAUGAUCUAGUAGCUACGUUGGCGGUGAAACGACAAAAGCCUGGAUCGAGCUGCAAAUGCAAACACAUGAAUCAAUGGGCUUGCCCACAAACCCAGACGAGAUACUUCUGCGAGAUUCCCGAUGAUAAGAAAAGAGGGGGAGCUCCUGCAUAA